Molecule: messenger RNA, 3155 nt
Organism: Rhinichthys klamathensis goyatoka
Lineage: Eukaryota; Metazoa; Chordata; Actinopteri; Cypriniformes; Leuciscidae
Gene: prkcha
Product: protein kinase C, eta, a
Exons: 14
Coding region: 507-2651 (714 amino acids)
Biological process (GO): protein phosphorylation
Molecular function (GO): ATP binding; diacylglycerol-dependent serine/threonine kinase activity
Source: RefSeq, a predicted model, not a curated record
GCACUCGUGGCUUCGUUUAAAUAUAAAUAUCUGGAAAGUUUCUCUGCAACACCCUAUCGCUCAGUUUGUCUGCUUAAAAUAGACCCCGAGAAAGUUUAUAAGUAAAGACCGCUCUUAUCUCACACGCGUUUAAGUUCAAACUUCAGCAAAUAUGGACGGAUUGUGAUAGUGGCGAGUAGGCUACAACUUAACAAAGCCUCGCGUAACGGUUAAAACAGUUAACUUAGGUUUGAAGAGAGAGAACUAGAAAGAAACAGUUAUUGUUAUGAUUGAAUCCCCUGAGGGAGACGCGUAAUCAUGCGUAAACUCCUUCACUUCCCUAUUCUGCCCACUUGCUUCAGUCCUUCCGCAAAGCAGGUGUUUCAAACAGCGUCUUGUUUCAGAUGCAGAAGCUUUUAACUGGUGUGCGUUUGCGCAUUUACACGUUCCCAUUUAAGUGAUACAAUGUCCAACAUUCACUAAGUCAGUUAGGCUUAGAUUGGCUAGGCUCCAGUUCAGAGGACAUCAUGAAGUUUAACGGGUAUCUGAAGUUGCGCAUCGGCGAGGCAGUGGACCUGAAGCCCACGACCACCUCUAUGCGACUCGCCGUGAUGUUCAACAAGGCGAACCAGACCCUGGACCCGUACAUUAUCGUAAAAGUGGACGAGUAUAAGAUCGGACAGACGCAUACCAAGCAAAAAACAAACAUGCCCACUUAUAACGAGGAGUUUUCCGUUAACGUCAACAACGGCAAGCAAUUAGAGUUGGCCGUUUUUCAUGACGCACCGAUCGGAUACGAUGACUUCGUGGCCAACUGCACAAUCCAGUUUGAUGAUCUGAUGAAGACUACCAACAAAGAGGAGUCUUUUGAAGGAUGGGUUGACCUUGAACCUGAGGGUAAGGUCUACAUUCUGGUUACUCUCACAGGCUCAUUUAUAGAAGAUGACACUGAAGGAAAUGCACGUACCUAUAAGGAAUUUAAUCGAAAACGGCAGCAGGCAGUUCGAAGGAAAAUUCACCAAGUUAACGGGCACAAGUUCAUGUCGACCUUCCUAAAGCAACCAACAUUCUGCUUCCACUGCAAAGAAUUUAUAUGGGGUGUUUUUGGAAAACAGGGAUACCAAUGUCAAGUUUGCACCUGUGUGGUACACAAGCGAUGCCAUCAGUUUGUGGUUACGGUUUGUCCACGCAUGAAGAAACCUGCCAAGGAACAGCCUACAAAUCAGGGUUUCAGUAUAAACAUUCCCCAUAAGUUCAACAUCCACAAUUAUAAGGUUCCUACCUUCUGUGACCACUGUGGCUCUUUGCUGUGGGGCCUCGUACGGCAAGGAUUGCACUGCAAAAUUUGUAAAAUGAACGUCCAUAUCCGCUGUAAGGGAAAUGUUGCGCCAAAUUGUGGAGUCAACAAUGUAGAACUGGCCAAUAAACUGGCAGAAAUGGGCCUUCAGCCAGGAGGAAUGACCAAACGCAACUCCAUGGCUCUCGCAGGUAUGGACACUCAGUUCCGGACGUUGAGUGUGAGAGGAGAUCGAGGGGAAUCUAAAAAAGAGCAGAGUUGGAAACUGGGAAUCUCAAACUUCACGCUUCUGCAGGUGUUGGGAAAAGGCAGCUUUGGCAAGGUGAUGCUGGUCCGGUUGAACGAUUCAGAUCAAGUGUUUGCAGUGAAGGUCUUGAAGAAAGACAUCAUACUGCAGGAUGAUGAUGUGGAGUGCACUAUGACAGAAAAACGAGUGUUAUCCCUCGCUUCCACUCAUCCUUACCUCACUCAGCUCUUCUGCUGCUUCCAGACACCGGACCGUCUGUUUUUUGUAAUGGAGUUUGUGAAUGGAGGAGAUCUGAUGUUUCAUAUUCAGAAAUCCAGAAAGUUUGAGGAGAACAGAGCCCGAUUCUACACAGCGGAGAUCACGUCUGCUCUCAUUUUCCUUCACAGCAAGGGGAUUAUAUACAGGGAUCUGAAGUUGGAUAAUGUUCUGCUGGAUAAGGAUGGUCAUUGUAAGCUGGCUGAUUUUGGCAUGUGUAAGGAGGGAAUGUUUGAGGGUGUUGUCACGGGUACCUUCUGUGGAACUCCAGAUUACAUUGCUCCAGAGAUCCUUCAGGAGAUGCUGUAUGGGCCGUCAGUUGAUUGGUGGGCUCUCGGUGUGCUUCUGUAUGAGAUGCUAUCUGGACAUGCCCCCUUUGAGGCAGAGAAUGAGGAUGACCUUUUUGAGUCCAUCCUGACCGAAGAGAUCAUCUACGCGUCCUGGCUCGGCACAAAUGCUGUGGACAUACUGAAAGGGUUUCUGACAAAGAAUCCAUCCCGCCGUCUGGGUUGUGUGGCUGCAGAGGGUGGAGAGACUGCUGUAACCAGUCACCCAUUUUUUACUGCCAUUGACUGGGACAAACUGAACCGGCGAGAGCUUGACCCUCCUUUCAAGCCCAGAAUUAAAACCGCAGAAGAUGUGAAUAAUUUUGAUCCAGAUUUCACUCAAGAGGAUCCUACUCUUACGCCCAUUGAUGAUGACAUCAUCCCAUCCAUCAAUCAGGAUGAGUUCCGUGACUUCUCCUUUACCGCUCCUGGACUCUUGAAUGUGGUUUCGGAGAUGCAAAGGAGAGCUGAAGAAACGUGUGAUGUCAUAAAGAAGGAACGGAAUGCAGGAGAAUUCUCUGAUGUGAUAGAACCAAAUGAAUUUUGACAUUGGAAACUUGCAAGAGCAGUCUAAAAGAACAUUUGGAUACCAGUUUAUUGAAACUUGGCCUAUGCUUUAGCACAACAGUUUAAUUGUCUUUGUGUCAGUCAGACGCAUAGUGAGUGAUACGCAAAGAUCUCCAUGAGAUGCUCUAUAACCAGAAGACACCGGUUUACACCAAUCCGAACAUGAACUGGUCCGUAUCUAAUAGUGCUCAUAUCUAUUCUAAAUGUUUAGGAAAUUUGAUUUGACCCCCUCUGCACUUACUGUCUCUAACACCAUCUGCCAUGCACUAAUUCAGUCAGAAUUGUUCUAUUGUCAAGACACCAGACUCAAAAGUUUUGUAAAAUAUUUUCAUACAUUUCAUUGUUCAUCUAUGCCGUUUGUUGUUUUGUCUAUUAGUUUGUUUGUUUGCUAUUACGGUUAAGGUCAGAAUUUCACCCAUGAUUCACUCCAGCAUCUGUAGAUGUAUUUUAUUGUUGAUAAAGGUUACAGUAUUGAGUUCUCUUA